GGGGUGUGCAAGACACGUACUGCACACUUAUGUGACCUGCAAGAUCACGCAGCUUGGCUAAAAACCAUGGCGAUGGCGGCGUUGGUGGUGCUCUCUCUCCUGCUCCUUCCGACCGGGGAGGCGCAGGAGAGGCGCCCGGUGGAGGCGCACCCGCACGGGCUGCCGUUCGAGAGCCCGCUGGCACUGUCGCCAGCGGCGUACGAGUUCUUCCACCCCAGUGAGCGCGCCCGGCGCGUGGACGGCGCCCCCGAGCUCGCGCCGCGCGGGCAGCCGAGGGGGUCGGUCGUCCGGGGCGCCGGCGCGUCCGCGGCGAGCGUGGCGAGGGCUGACCAGGAGGAAGGGGGCGUGGCGCCCGUCAACACGACUCGGCAAGGUGGAGCUGUCCGUGCGGGCGUGGUGGCCGGCGUGUUCGUCGGGGCCGCGGUGGUGGUCUUGGCAGCUCUCGGGCUAGCGUACGCGGUGGCGCGGCGCCGCGUGGGCGUCGCGCAAGGUGACGCUGAGACGGCUAGCGCGCACAAGUCGAAUGCUUAAUGGGAUGGAUUAGGGGAUGGUAGAAGCAGUAGCUUUGCGUGGGCCUAGAGAGUUAGGCCAUAGAGGCGGGCUGGUAGUGUGUAAAUUAUCCAUGUUUCAUCAUCGAGGGACGGAGAAAAUGGUUAGCAUGCACGCGCCUCCACUGUGUGAGCCUACGAGGAAACCCAUUUCCUUGCUCGAUCGUGCGGUGAACAAUCAUCACGUAGUAAUAUAUAAACCUCAGAGAACACUUUUGUUCGAGUGAAA
Messenger RNA from Hordeum vulgare subsp. vulgare (domesticated barley), 777 nucleotides. RefSeq lists its product as uncharacterized. The record is from RefSeq and is a predicted model, not a curated record. NCBI's taxonomy places the organism in Eukaryota, Viridiplantae, Streptophyta, Magnoliopsida, Poales, Poaceae. The transcript has a single exon. Bases 67 to 531 code for a protein of 154 amino acids.